AUGGCUUCGUUGUAUGAUGUUCUUUCGGGCAAUCUACGAGUGGGACUACUUGGAGCUGGGUUUUGGAACUAUCUAAGAGAGGACAUUACGUUUAGUCUGUUUGAGAAGUGCCCGUUGAAGAUGAACCUGGAAAGUACGCUGCUUUUUACACCUCAUGAGUCUGACCAGGACUAUCUCAAUUCUGUUACUCUGAUCCUUGGAAAGAGUAUCAAUAUGGCAUAUAGCCAAGACACAGAUGCCUUGCGGUGGAGACAGAUUACAGAGUCGUUGAGGGACUGGCGAAGAGCAUACCCGGAUCACAUUAAGCCUUUCUCAAGGGAAUUAAGUACAUCGCAUCUAUUUCCAGCAGUUUGGUUCCUGCAGCCCUAUCACGCUGCUAUACGUCACUACUACCUCGUCACAAUGACAUUUAUCUGCCUCCAUGACCAGCUAGAGGCUCCGGAUGAUUUGGAUACUCUCAAUCUCGAAGGCAGCUCCAAAGAAGAGAUGCUUGAGAAAUUUGCAACCGAAAUCUGCGGAAUUGCCUUUACCGCAAAGGUCCCCUCUGUUCUUGUGAACGCAUUUGGGCCAAUAGCGUUCUGCGCAAGGUUUAUUCGUCACGAGACAAUGCAGCAGGAGGCCAUUCGCCAACUACUCGCUUGCAAAUCAAGUAUAGGAUGGCCGGUUGAAAGAAUUAUUAAGGGCUUGGAGGCGCACUGGGGAACGGUUUAA
Molecule: messenger RNA, 711 nt
Organism: Fusarium graminearum PH-1
Lineage: Eukaryota; Fungi; Ascomycota; Sordariomycetes; Hypocreales; Nectriaceae
Exons: 3
Coding region: 1-711 (236 amino acids)
Source: RefSeq, a predicted model, not a curated record